This is a messenger RNA of Caenorhabditis remanei, 783 nucleotides long. RefSeq lists its product as uncharacterized. Gene Ontology annotation, molecular function: calcium ion binding; heparin binding; extracellular matrix binding. The record is from RefSeq and is a predicted model, not a curated record. Gene Ontology annotation, biological process: extracellular matrix organization. The transcript is spliced from 4 exons. Gene Ontology annotation, cellular component: basement membrane. Lineage: Eukaryota; Metazoa; Nematoda; Chromadorea; Rhabditida; Rhabditidae. The coding region runs from base 1 to 783 and encodes 260 amino acids.
AUGCGGCCCGAACACUUAUCCCUUCAAUUAAUUGCUUGGAUAUACUUGGUUAAUGGAACUCCAAUUGCACAGAAAGGUGGAUUGGGCGUCCUUGACAUAUCCGAUACAAAUGACCUAUCUGUACGUCAAAGAUUCGAAGAAGUCAUUCGUCUAGAUUGUGCAUCUCAAAGAAGAAAAGCGCUGAAAAGGAAAACUGAUGGAGACGCCCGAAUCUAUAUACCUACUUGCUCUCCUAAAAAUUCAUUGUUAUAUGAUAAAGUGCAAUGUUAUGAAGUGUCUGCAUACUGUUGGUGUGUGGAUGAACUAUCUGGAGAACCUAAAAUAGGAUCAUCCACAUCAAGAGGAAAACCAAAAUGUGAAGAGACUGUGGUAACAACAAUUGCUCCGAAGAGAGUGAGAAGAAAUAAUCGGUGUAAAGAGAAGAAAAGGACUCGAUUCCUCCGUCGACUUGUAUCAACAAUCAAAUCAGAAAUGAUAAUGAAUGGAGUGAAUGCAACGAAAGUUAGUCGGGAUUCAGCAAUCAGAUGGAAAUUCAACCAACUCAAUAUAAAUCAUAACAAUGUAUUAGAGAGAAGAGAGUGGAAACCGUUCAAAUCAGUGUUACUCGAGUGGAAAAAUGUUAGACAGUGCUCGAGGAAUUUAUUCAAAACUUGUGAUAUGGAUAGGGAUAGGAAGCUGACUUUUGAAGAAUGGAGGAAAUGCAUUGUUCAAGAAAUCAACCGUGUCCCCGCAAAACGUCCCGAUCAGCUCAACCCGUUCCUGUAUAUUUUAAGACCAGAAUAG